AUGAUCCAGCGGCACCAGCUGGUGCAGUCUGUGCUGCAGGAGCUUCAGGAAGCCACUGAAUGUUUUGGUCUGGAGGGCCUCACCAGUGCCGCACUGGAGGCAGAGAGGACCCUGUCAUCUUUCUCCCUGCCUGACUAUUGUGGGAGGCAGUUCCAAGAGGAGCUGGAGGUUGACCGGGUAGCCAGGAGCCUCUAUCCUGAGGAUGCCCCAAGUAACAUGCUGCCUCUGGUCUGCAAAGGUGAGGGGAACCGCCUCUUUGAGGCUGCCAGUGUGCUGCUCUGGGGCAAUCCCAGCCUCAGCCUGGAGCUGCAGGUGCGUACAGUGGUAGAGAUGCUCCUGCACAAGCAGUACUACUUGAGUGGCAUGAUCGACUCCAAGGUGAUGCUGCAGGCUGCCCGCUACUCUCUCUGCACCGAGGAGACCCCGGAGAUGACCAGCCUCCCCAUGGCUAUCCUGGAGGCCAUCUUUGAUGCCGAUAUCAAAGCUACCUGUUUCCCUGGCACCUUUGCCAACAUGUGGCAUGUCUAUGCGCUUGCCUCAGUACUGCAGUGUAACAUCUACUCCAUCUACCCCAUGAGCAACUUGAAGAUCCGGCCUUAUUUCAACCGGCUCAUCCGGCCCAGGAAGUGUGGCCCGUGUACCUCCACGCUCCACAUCAUGUGGUCAGGGCAGCAGCUCUCCCAGCAGGUCUUUAAAGCGCAGUACUUUGUGGCUGUGGUUGGCCUAGAGGAGCUAGAGCCCACGGCGCCUUCGCCAGAGCCUCCCGUCCAGCCCAUGAAGACCCUUGAGUUGCUCAACAAUGAUCCCCAGCUGACUUACUCCAACCUGCGUGACCGGUACAGCAUCACCAAGAGCACCUUCUACCGUUGGAAGCGCCAGUCUCGGGAGCACCGGCAGAAGGCAGCUGCCAGGUUUGCAGCUAAACACUUCCUGCAGUCCUGCUUUCAGGAGGGCAAUGUAAUCCCCCUCCAGCACUUCCGGCAAAUGUUUCCAGAGAUCUCCCGAUCCACGUACUAUGCCUGGAAGCAUGAGAUGCAGAGCAUGGUCAACGGUGAUGCCUCUGCUCUGGCUGAAGCCCAUGGGUUGCAGGAGCUUCACAGGGAUGUCCCCAAAAAGGCUGAUGUAGAUGAGCCAGCAAAUUUGGGGAGGAGCUUAAGAUCCCCAAGUCCUUCCCUAGACCCCAUCCAAACGGGAAUCUUCAUGCAAGGAGCCAAAUCCUACCUGGAGAAAUGCAUUUCCAUGAACACUCUGGUGCCUUACAGGUGCUUCAAGCGUAGCUUCCCUGGCAUCUCGAGGUCCACUUACUACAACUGGCGAAGAAAAGCAAUCAAGGAGAACCCCAACUUCAAACCCCCCCAGUCUCCCUUGGAUAACCAGAAACCUUUGGCGAUAGGCAAGCCGCUCCUGCAGUCAAAGCCAAGUGGCAUGCCUGCCAGGAAGAGGCUGAAAGGAGACCGGCCAGCACCUAGGAGUCUCCUGCAGCUCAAGCCCUCUCUGUGCUGGAGAAAGCAGCUGCGAGAUGUGGCCAAGAGGCAGGUCCAGCAGUGGCAACUGCCGUUCUGCAAGUACCGCCUGCGCUACCCGUCUCUCUCUUCCACGGCCUACUGGUUUUGGAAGGGCAGUGGCCGGGCCCUUGGGCAGUAUCGCCUAUCCUGGACCAGUUUCAGCCGGCCAUCGAACCAGGUGCCUUCCUUGGCACCUCCAAGAGUGGAACCAGGCCUCAAACCCCAGUGCAACGUGGAGGUGGCCACCAAGCAGUUAAACAAGCCGGUGCCAGCUACGCCGUACAAUGCCACCAUUUCGGGCUAUGCCGUGUCGGAGAGAGCCAACAGCCGCAUGUUUGUGAUGGAUGUGAUUGCCACGGCCCAGUUCAAGGCGCAGGCCAAGCUGUUCCUGCAGCAGCGCUUUGAGUCGAAGACCUUCCCCACCUACAAAGAGUUCAGUGCCCGCUUCCCACUCACAGCACGCUCCACCUACUACAUGUGGAAGCGUGCCCUGCACGAUGGGCUGACGCUGGUGGAUGCCUGA
Molecule: messenger RNA, 2028 nt
Organism: Colius striatus (speckled mousebird)
Lineage: Eukaryota; Metazoa; Chordata; Aves; Coliiformes; Coliidae
Gene: VRTN
Product: vertebrae development associated
Exons: 1
Coding region: 1-2028 (675 amino acids)
Biological process (GO): regulation of transcription by RNA polymerase II
Cellular component (GO): chromatin
Source: RefSeq, a predicted model, not a curated record